Molecule: messenger RNA, 5724 nt
Organism: Hippoglossus stenolepis (Pacific halibut)
Lineage: Eukaryota; Metazoa; Chordata; Actinopteri; Pleuronectiformes; Pleuronectidae
Gene: myom3
Product: myomesin 3
Exons: 37
Coding region: 234-4520 (1428 amino acids)
Molecular function (GO): protein binding
Source: RefSeq, a predicted model, not a curated record
GAAGGACACUUUGUGUUUAGGGUCACCCUCACCGCUUCAUCCACGCAGACGGGGACAGUGUGAGGGAGACGCAGACAGACAGUGGCAGGUAAGACAGAGAGGUGAGACCGAACCACUUCUUCAGAGACAGACAGGCAGGCCCCCGGAGUGGAAGUGGGAUAUUUCUGUCCCACACAUCUUUGGCACGCAGAGGACUUCAGUUUUUAAAGAACACGUGCCGGUUGGGUGUUACCAUGGAAACCAGGAUGGUGAUGCAGCGAGAGCGGGAGGAGCAGUCGUCCCAGAUGUCUCACAGUAUGCAGCUGUCCUCCCAGAUCAAGAAGAGGACCUUCACUUCCAGUGAUGAGGACGCCUCCUACUCGGACUUCUAUCCCAUCAUCCCCGCUGACGUCAUGUCCGUCAAGGAGAUCCUGAGCGGGGACAGCUUCCCCCGACACAGGACAUGGGAGAUCCUGAAGGAAACACUGGCUGCUGAUGAAGAGUAUUACAGAGAUAAAUGGACCAUGUUUGGAAACGAGGCUGAGAAGGUGGAGCUGGCUGUGAUCAGGGGCCAGCAUGUGUUACGCACACGGAUUGACAAAAAGGCCCUUCGCAGACAGGCAGAAAAGAAGGCAUCUGCCCACAUGAAAUACCUGGAGCGUCUGAGUCAGAAGGUCCCAGACUUUCCAAUCCCACUCAGGGCUCACUGCGUCUGGGAGGGCAUGACAGUCCAACUCUGCUGCACCGUCCAGGGCUGUCCACCCCCGAAGGUCACAUGGUACAAAAAUGGUGCACCCCUGAUUUUAUCUGAACAGCCGUGGAAUUACAGCCUGCAACAGAAAUUUGGACUUAACUCACUGGAAAUCAGAAGGUGCUGUCCUGAAGAUGCUGGCAAGUAUAAAGUGGUGGCUCAGAGUCCCCUGGGUGAGGCUACGACCUUCGCAACACUUGUGGUGAAAUCAUAUCAAGGAGCCGGGGCCGGUUCAGAGAGCUGGCAGACCCCCGGAUCGAGGUUCGAGGAGGAGGCCCACUUCGGCUCCUGCUUCCCGCCCACUUGGGUGAAGGAGGGUGACAGUCUCGCCCUGAGGUGCACCUUCACCUCAGCUCUGCUGCCCUACCAGCAGGAUGUCAGCUGGUUCAGAGACGGUUUACAGCUGCAUCAGUCCAACAACGUGGACAUUAGGACGGUGGACAAUGAGGCUUCCAUCACUUUAAAGGCUGCACAGAAGGAGCAUGAAGGUUUUUACACUGUGCAGCUGAAGACGUGGGAUUCAAGUGAGGAACACAGGGCUUUUGUUUACAUCACAGAUGCUUCCGCUGCAGUGUUGGGGGGUCCUGCCUCUCCUCUGGCCGUCCGGGUAUCUGACGUCAACAGGGACUAUGUCUUCCUCACCUGGCAGCCGCCCAGUGCUGAUGGAGAAUCCCCAGUGGACGGUUAUUAUGUGGAGAGAUAUGAAGUCGGUCAGGGCGAGUGGGUGCGCUGCAACGUGCACAUUCAGAAAGUGUGUCACUACCCAGUGUUUGGGCUGAAGGAAGGAACUCAGUACCAGUUCAGAGUCCGUGCCGUCAACAAGGCCGGAGCGGGACGUCCGUCCAAGGCCACCGAGCCCGUCCUCACUGCAGACCCCCUGCAGCACACCAGGACCCUGGCGGUCAAAGUGGCCAGAGGGAGGACCAUCACCAUUACAAAAGAUGAACUGGAAGGUCAGGUCAAAGCUCCGCUCCCUCCCACAGAUGUCCACGCCUCCGAGGUGACCGACACCUACGUGGUCCUGAGCUGGACCGAGCCUGAACCCAGAGGCAGGGAGCCGCUCAACUUCUACGUGGAGCAGUCGCUGGCAGGGAAGAGCAGCUGGGAGCUGGCCAGUCUGGACAUGGUGGUCAACUCUCCCAGGUUCCCAGUGUUCACCCUGCUCAAGGGGAAGCAGUACCGCUUCCGAGUGCGCUCCAUCAACAAGUACGGAGUCAGUGACCCCUCCGAGCCCAGCGAGCCCAUCUCUCUGGGAAAGCCAGAAGCGGUGCCAGCUCCCCCCCACUCUGUGAUGGCCGUCAGAGACACAGACACUUCAGUGCUGCUCCAGUGGCAGGAGCCCAAAGACAAACACGGCAUUCUGGGAUACUACCUGUACUACAGCGAAACUGGCAAACAGGACUGGAAGACUGUUAACAACAAGCCUCUCGCCACAACCAGGUUUAUUGUCCACGGUCUGAAGACUCGAGGAGAAUAUGUGUUUCGGGUGAAGUCUGUGAGCGGAGCAGGGAACAGCAACUAUUCAGAGGAGUCUCAGCCCAUCAUCGUCAAAUCGGCCAUUUAUGUUCCCUCCGCUCCCUCUGCCAUCGCCCUGCUGCUGUGCACUGGAUCGGAGAUGGUGCUGGGCUGGAGGGCCCCCUCCUGUAACGGGGGAGAUCUCGUACGUGGCUAUUACCUGGACCAGAGGGAAAAGGGCACGGAAACAUGGAGAGAGGUCAACGUCAAGCCCGUCAAAGAGAGGAAGUUACGGGUGUGUGACCUGUCCAGUGGGCACUUGUACCAGUUCCGUGUGUUUGCAGCCAACAGGGCUGGUGUGGGGAAGCCCUCCGAGGCCAGUGAAGCUUUCCUGUGUGAGAAGUGGACAAUGCCAGAGCCAGGUUGCCCGUACGACCUGCAGUUCAGGGAGGUGAGAAACGACUCCCUGGUGCUGCUGUGGGAGGCUCCGCUGUACGAAGGACGAGGCCCCGUCACUGGGUAUUUACUGGAAUUCAGUCAGGGUGACCAAUCAGACGACUGGACGUUUUUAAAUGACGAACCAAUCACUGACACAAAGUACAAGGUGUCGGAUCUUCAGGCGGGUCAGACUUUCCGUUUCCGUGUAUCUGCUGUUAAUGAGGCUGGGAUGGGCCACGCAUCCCUGCCCUCUGAGCCAGUCACAGCUCAGACCAAGCCAGGCACUAAAGACAUUGAGAUUGGCGUGGACGACGAUGGGUUCAUAUUUUUGGGCUACGAGCCCGAGGAGGUGGAUGACGAGAGCGAGUUCCUCUGGAGCAGAAACUACACGGAGCCUGUUGACCCCGACAGAACCCAAACAGAAACCACGAAGAACAAGUCAGUCCUCACCUUCAACGACCCCUCUGAGGAGGAUCUGGGUCUGUACACCGUGGAGACGAGCGACAACCCCGACCUGUCGUCCAGCUACGACUUCACUGCUGAAGACCUUGAACGACUCAAAGAACUCAGCUGGCAGGUCAGAAAUCCACUGAUAGGUCUGAAGUCGGGCUGGCAGGUGGAGGUUUCUGAGGAAGGUGACGUUCGACUCUGGCUUCAGACGGAGAGUCUGAGUGACGCCGCCGAGCUCCGUCUCAUCUUCAAUGACCAUGAAAUCUCCAGCACUCCGCACCGUCAGAUCAAGUUGGACAGGGCCAAAGGUCUGGUGGAGAUACUGUUUGAUCGGCUGCGUGAGGAGGACGAGGGCUCGUACACGGCUCAGCUGAGAGACGGCCGCGCCAAGAACCAGUUCACUUUGGUCUUUGUGGAUGAGACGUUCCGUCAGACGCUGGCGUUGGCAGAUGCAAACCGACGUGACCACCAGAGAAAGUCCGGACCAUAUUUCCAGGAAAUCCUGUCAUGGAGUAUAAAUGAGGACUGUGAACUCAUUAUAAAGUGCAAGGUGACCAACACAAACAAGGACACGUCUCUCAAGUGGUUUAAAGGCGGCGUGGCAGUGAAGCAGCUGUUGUACGACCAGUCGUCAGGAGUCAGCACACUCACCAUCCCACAGGUGACAAAGGAGGUGGCCGGCUCGUACAGAGCUGCGGUGUCAGAUAAGAGAGGAGAGGAUGUCAGCACCUUAGAGUUACUGGACAACGAGUAUGACCAGCUUCUCCAGCAGCUGAGUAAACAGUGUGCGCUAUCAGCCGGACCACUGAGCAUUCAGGGCACCGCUGCAGGUUUCAAGCUCUAUUGCUCCCUCAAAUACUACAUAAGCUACCUGAAGACCAGCUGGAACUUCAAGGAGAAGAGGAUCGACCAGGGAGCUAAAACAAAGACUGGGAGCAACAUGCAGAUGGUUUGGAUUGAAAUAGUCAACCCAACAGAAAACGAUAAAGGCAAAUACACCUUGGAGAUGUUCGAUGGCAAAGAGACACACAAACGGUAUCUGGACCUGUCUGGACAAGCCUUUACUGAUGCCUUGCUGGAGCACCAGAGGCUGAAGCAAGCAGCCAUCGCUGAGAAAAAUCGGGCCAAAGUGACAAAAGGUCUUCCUGAUAUGGUAGCCAUCAUGGAGGACAAGUCUCUGUGUCUGACGUGCUUCAUCGAAGGAGAACCAGCCCCAGAGAUUCUCUGGCUUCACAACGACAAGAAGAUCGUUGACCAGACCCAGUUCACCAUCACUAAAGAGCCCAAGUGCAGCACCAUCACUGUCAACAACAUCAAGACGGGAAAUUCUGGAAAAUACAGCAUCCUUGUGCGCAACCAGUACGGUUGUGAGACGGUUGAUGUGACAGUGAGCGUGUACAAGCAUGGAGAUAGGCCUCCAGCGAACGCUGUGGAGAUGGGUUUUUAGACUGAAGAUUAAUCAAGAAUUAACUCUGCAUGUUUUAUAUGCUUCAGACUGAGAUUUCACUUUGCGUAAAGAGAUGAUGGAAGAUAUUCAAUCCCAACAUUUUGAUCCAAAAUCAAAUAUACACAGAGGGAAAGAGGACGUGGAUGGAUAGAUAGAAGGUAAAAUGAAAUGAUGGUGAGUUAUUCUUGUAUUAGAGCAUAUGAGGGAAUUAUAAUGAAUGUGUCGGAAAAGCAAUCUCCAAAUUUUCUAUAAAAGUUAAAUACGAGACUGUGCAUGCCAUGAAAAUGUAAUUUUCAAAAUUAACAGAGGAUGGAGACGUCAAACUCACAGAGUGUUUCUUUACAUAACAAGACUGACUAACAUUUAUUUUCCUCUUUAAAGUUCAUUCAAGUUAAUUCAAGGUCUUUAUUGUCACCAUUGAUACCAUAGUGACUGGUGACUACAGCUUAUGGUAGCAAAUGUUAGCUGAAACUAUUGUGUACCCUGCAUAGGUUAGCUGAUAGCUAAUGUUAGUCAAUGUUUGCAAACAUUAGCAAAUUAAACUAAUUAGAUUACUUGUAGUUGAUUGUUGCUUUAUAAACGACAUCACACGGUCAUGUUUGCUGGCCACAGUCACCAUUGUGUGGAGCAACUGUUAAAUCACAUAUGUGCCAUUUGUUUGUGUGUGUGUGUAACAUGGUGAAUAAAGCUAAUUCAGUAAAACAUUUCACCAGGGUAUUAUUUUUACCAGCACAUAUAAAAAUAACAUUUCAUCUCAUUACAGUAAUCUUUAGUUGCAGUUCAAGAUCAUAUAUUGUUGUAAAUGUGGACUACAGUUUUCUUUGUAUAUGAUUUUGCAAGCAGGGACGAUGUCUUGUACUUUUGAAAGCAAACAGUCCACAGUGUCAUUAACCCCACUGGGCCCCAGAGUAACACCAGGAGGUUGAACCGUAUACGUGAGGGAAGACACGUACAAAGUUUAUUUAAGAUCACGUUAAAAUCAAAGAGUCCUUAGUAAAUGUGGUUUGUUUUAUAUUAAAUUAACCUUAUUCUGCUUUUGGUCGUGGUCGUUUGAACCUGAUUUCUGAGCCUCUUGCAUCCUGUCUGUCAUCCAUCAAAAUCAACAACAAUGCAAAAAUGUUGUAUUUAAACAGUCGUCACUUUAAUUAUGCAAGUGUUCCAUAUUUCUGCAUGCAAUAUUUUACGAGUAAAAAUUUCAAAAGUC